Messenger RNA from Mangifera indica (mango), 2250 nucleotides. RefSeq lists its product as uncharacterized. Bases 224 to 1954 code for a protein of 576 amino acids. NCBI's taxonomy places the organism in Eukaryota, Viridiplantae, Streptophyta, Magnoliopsida, Sapindales, Anacardiaceae. The transcript has 11 exons. The record is from RefSeq and is a predicted model, not a curated record.
UUCCAUCAGCAUUUUAUUUUGAAGGAAAGUAUUUUCUCUUCUCUCCGACUUCAAUCGAAUCGUCAUGACUCAUGCCUCGCCUCGUCAACCUAUAUUGGUACCUUUUUCUUUUUUUUUUUUCAUUUUAAAUUUCAACGCUUAAAAACUACUCCAUCAACCUGAGCUUUUGUUUUCUCCAGUUGACUGUCUGAAGUUUGUGGAGAUCUAACGAGUUAGGAAAUCAAUGGAGCCACCCAGAGGUUUUUUGGCUUCUUUAUGGAACUUUGUGCGCUUUCUUCCUUACUUCUUCGGGUUGCUUCUUCUGGGUGUCAUUAAAGGAAUCAUUUUCUUCCCAUUUGUAUGCCUUAUCAUGACAAUCGGAAACUCAGCUAUCAUAUUGGGACUUUUGCCAGUACAUGUUUUCUGGACUUACUAUUCCAUUCUGAGAGCUAAACAACUAGGCCCAGUUCUGAAGCUUUUUAUCUGCAUAUGCAUGCCGGUUUUCUUCAUUGUAUGGCUGGUGGUUGGCAUUGUUGGAAGUAUCAUAAUGGGAGGACUAUAUGGCUUUCUUUCGCCAAUAUUUGCCACUUUUGAUGCUGUUGGAGAAGGGAAAAACAAUAAUUGGUUCCACUGUUUUUAUGAUGGAACUUGGAGCACAGUAAAAGGAAGCUUCACUGUGGUCAGAGAUUUUCGAGAUGUUUGCUUCCAUUCAUACUUUUCAGUCAUGGAUGACCUGCAGCAGAAAAAGGCAGAUGUAAAAUAUUAUGAGAUAAGAUUGCUUGAUAUUCCAGGUGCUACCAUAGCUGGAGUGCUUGGUGUGCUGGUUGAUUUUCCAGUGAUCUCAGUUAUUGCCAUAUGCAAAAGCCCCUAUAUGCUCUUUAAGGGCUGGCAUAGAUUAUUUCAUGAUCUUAUAGGUCGAGAAGGUCCUUUUUUAGAGACUAUAUGUGUACCAUUUGCUGGCCUUGCCAUUCUUCUCUGGCCAUUGGCUGUUGUUGGGGCAGUUUUGGGCUCCAUUCUGGCCACCAUCUUCCUUGGUGCUUAUGCUGGGGUGGUUGUUUAUAAGGAGUCCUCUUUUUGGUUUGGUCUCUGCUAUAUUGUUGCUUCCUUGUCCAUUUAUGAUGAGUACAGCAAUGACAUUCUUGGCAUGCCUGAAGGAUCCUGCUUUCCUAGGCCCCGGUACCAAACGACAGAGCUGUCACCGACCAAUUCUCUCAGGACUUCUUUCACUGAGUCUGACUCUUCUCAAAAUCCUUCAUUCAAGCCGACUGAAUUUAAGCCAUUUGAGUUUCUUGAGGGCUUAUUAAAGGAGUGUAAACGCCAUGGGGAAAUCAUGAUCCUUGAAGGACUAAUAACUGGUAAAGAUAUUGAAGAUGCCAAAUCUAAUACUGGUAGUAGAGUGGUUAGCAUUGGCUUGCCUGCCUAUUGCCUUUUUAAGAAGCUUGUGCACUCUGCAAAACACAGUUCAUCUGGAAUAUUGUUAGCUGAUGAUAGUGCUGAGAUAACUACAACAAAUAGACCAAAAGAUGCCUUCUUUGAUUGGUUUCUUAACCCCUUUUUGAUAAUGAAGGAUCAGAUUAGAGCAAAAAACCUUUCAGAUGAAGAAGAGGACUACUUAGGCAAAUUAGUUUUAUUGUGUGGUGAUCUUGCAAGGUUGAAAAAUUCAAAUGGUUACUCACCACCUGAAUCUGAACAUAAACGAGCUGAACUUGAUGCAUUGGCUAGAAGACUGUUGGGACUCACCAAUUCUAUCUCAAGAUAUCCAACUUAUCGGCGUCAUUUUGAUAAUCUCAUAAAGACCCUAUCGGAAGAUCUGGCCAAGAAGAAUGGCGACAGUAAAUCAGCUGAUGGAGCUCAGAAAAUACAAAGAUCCAAAAGUGCACUUGCCCGGAUCCAGAAAUCAUUUAAAAGGAUAAUAAGCAUCAAUGGAUCUGAUCAAGAGUCAACAGCAGUUGUUAGGGAUGUCAGCAUUGCAUGAUGGAGAUGCUACUGUUAUGUCAAUUGCGUUCUCAUCCUUGUAUUCUUGUUGCUGUGCACAUAUGUAGAAUAAUACAUUUCUUAGCACUGGGGAGAACACAAAUGCAUUCAAUGAAUGAAAUGUAACAAGUUCCCCCACCUCUGUUAAAAUUGCUUUCUCUAUGUACAGCUUCUGGCAUUACACAUUGCCGUGACUGUAAAUUAACAUUUUUUGAGCCAUUUAUACCAACACAAGUUGACAAAUAAAUUAGCUAUGUAUUGUUCUGGCUUGUUUCCAGACUCUGUUUUACAUUCCAA